Molecule: messenger RNA, 1182 nt
Organism: Geodia barretti
Lineage: Eukaryota; Metazoa; Porifera; Demospongiae; Tetractinellida; Geodiidae
Source: the annotation of a GenBank genome assembly
GCAGGAGCUAGCGAACGACCUCUUAUGCGUCCAUUCGAGCCCUUUUCCUGCCUGCUCGUUAUCUCUGCUGCUCAGGGGAAGAAAGAACAUCUGUACAAAAUCCUAGUAAUAGGGGACCUGGGAACGGGAAAGACGAGCAUCAUCAAGAGAUACGUCCACCAGUUUUUCUCUCCUCACUAUAGGGCUACUAUUGGCGUGGACUUUGCUCUGAAGGUUCUGAACUGGGACAACUCAACUACCAUUCGCCUGCAGCUGUGGGACAUCGCAGGUCAGGAGAGGUUUGGGAAUAUGACUCGAGUCUACUAUAAAGAAGCCGUCGGAGCGUUUGUUGUUUUUGACGUGACGAGACUAUCCACAUUUGAGGCGGUGCAGAUGUGGAAGGCAGAUCUGGACAACAAGGUUCUUCUCCCAAAUGGAAAGGCCAUCCCUGCAGUCCUUCUCGCCAACAAGUGUGACCUGGCAAGUGAGGGUUUCCUUGGCAACAUCAACCAGCUGGAUGAUUACUGCAGAGAGAAGGGGUUCCACGCUUGGUUCGAGACCUCGGCGAAGGAGAACAUUGGCAUCGAGGAGGCUGCGAGAUCACUAGUAGCUAAGAUAUUGGAGAAUGAUGAGACGAUAGAUCACCCGCAACCUGAUGGAGAUGGAAUUAGGGUUGGAGAGGAGGACGGAAGGGCACCUAAGAAAACGAAAUGCUGCUAGUAUAGAGAGUAACGUACAGGACCUAUUUGCAGUAGUCCACACAUUUCACCACUCACUAAUAAUAGAUUGUGUCAUGAGCUAUAUUAUACUGUUCUGUGUUUGUGUUCAGAGAGUGUCUUUUCUACCUCAUCAUUUGUUCCACAAAUGACUGAUGUACGACAAAAGUAGGGGGGAGAGGGGAGAAGGGGAUAGCGGGCGGAGGGGUGAGUGGGUGUGGCCAAACUCAACUAAUUCUUUUAUCUGCUCGUAGUGCUGCUGUGGUGAUGAAAUGUUAUCAGUGCAGUUGGUCCAGAAUGGGUGUGGCUGCCGUGCCAGGUUUUGGUGGGUGUGGUCUUUAGUUCCUUGUUUCGUAACUACCACAUUCGGGAGGGAAGGGGCUGCAGGCAAAUGGAUGUCACUUUUAUCCAUAUAUCUCUGCAAAAUCAAAAAGAGAGAGAGAGUUAGGCUAGGUUCACAAUGUGUCACAUAGCCCGUCUGGCCGUG